This is a messenger RNA of Rana temporaria (common frog), 4333 nucleotides long. It is a transcript of the gene PPP6R3, whose product is annotated as protein phosphatase 6 regulatory subunit 3. Gene Ontology annotation, cellular component: nucleus; cytosol. Bases 355 to 2994 code for a protein of 879 amino acids. The record is from RefSeq and is a predicted model, not a curated record. The transcript has 26 exons. Lineage: Eukaryota; Metazoa; Chordata; Amphibia; Anura; Ranidae. Gene Ontology annotation, molecular function: protein phosphatase regulator activity; protein phosphatase binding.
GGCUUCUCCUGAAGGAGGAGGGGGAGGUUUGGAAGAGUUGAUAUGUCCACCAUCUUGAAAAGUCGCUUAUAGUGCUGAGCAAUUUUCCCGCCUGACUGGAUUGGGUUGUUUCCCCGAUAUCAGAAUACCGGCCUGAAGAAAUUUUGUCCUUAAUGUAGUCGGGAUAACCUGUAAUGGGCCAGAAGUUGAAGGAGCAAAGUGUGGUUUUAUUUUCUUAAUAUUUUACAUUUUAUCAGGCACCUGCUUUCUGUUGGAAUUUGAUGGACUAAUCUUUGCCUCCACCUGCCCCCCGUUGACUGAGAAUCCCCUAAUGUCAUCUAGCUUCGGAGCAACAUUCUGACAUUUCACAGUAACAUGUUUGCCGCACCAAGUAUGUUUUGGAAGUUCGACCUGCAUUCUUCAUCUCACAUAGACACCCUCUUAGAGAGAGAUGAAGUGACACUAAAGGAGUUGAUGGAUGAAGAGGAUAUAUUGCAAGAAUGCAAGGCGCAGAAUCGUAAACUUGUGGAGUUUUUAUUAAAAUCCGAGUGCUUGGAAGACUUGGUGACCUAUAUUACAGAGGAGCCACCCCUAGACAUGGAUGAGAAAAUUCGUUACAAGUACCCCAAUUUGUCUUGUGAGUUAUUAACCUCAGAUGUAUCACAGAUAAAUGACAGACUAGGAGAGGAUGAAUCUUUACUUAAGAGGCUCUACAGCUUCCUUUUAAAUGACUCCCCGUUGAAUCCACUGCUUGCUAGUUUCUUCAGCAAAGUGUUAAGCAUUUUAAUCAGCAGGAAGCCAGAACAGAUUGUAGCUUUUUUAAAGAAAAAAGAUGACUUUGUCGACUUGAUAAUAAAACAUAUAGGUACCUCUGCAAUUAUGGAUUUGCUGCUAAGACUUCUCACGUGUAUUGAGCCACCACAGCUAAGGCAAGAUGUCUUGAAUUGGCUAAACGAAGAGAAGAUUAUCCAGAGACUUGUAGAGUUAGUGCACCCUUCUCAGGAUGAAGAUAGACAUUCUAAUGCAUCACAGUCCCUUUGUGAGAUUAUACGUCUGAGCAGGGAUCAGUUGUUACAAGUGCAGAACAGCCCGGAACCAGACCCUCUGCUGGCCACAUUAGAAAAGCAAGAAAUUUUAGAGCAACUCCUAUCAAAUAUAUUUUUAAAAGAGAAGAAUGAAUCUGCAAUUGUCAGUGCUAUCCAAAUAUUGCUGACUCUGCUAGAAACCAGGCGGCCAGCUUUUGAGGGUCAUAUUGACCUGUGUCCACCUGGUCUCAAUCACUCCGCAUUUUCAGUUAACAAAACGGUCUUGACUGCUAUUCAGGAAAAACUUCCAUCCUUUCACCAGCUACUCCUCGACCCUCCAAAAACUGAUGUCAUGAAGACAACUUGGGGAGUCCUAGAUCCUCCUGUAGGAAAUACUCGGUUACAUGUUAUCAGAUUGAUAGCAAGUUUACUGCAGACAAAUACGCACAGCAUUAAUUUAGAGUUAAUUGAGCUAAACACUAUAGGAGUCAUUCUGGAUAUGUUUUUCAAAUACACCUGGAAUAACUUCCUUCACACGCAAGUUGAAAUCUGCAUUGCCUUGAUUCUUGCUAGUCCUGGUGACAGUACAGACAGCUUGAUCAGCGAACAGAACUCUGUAGGAGAGCAUAUCUUAUUAGGACAUCUCUUUUUGAAAUGCCACUUAAUAGACAGAAUACUUGAAGCAUGGGCCUUGAAUGAAAAAAAACAGUCUGAAGGCGGGCAACGAUGUGGAUACAUGGGACACUUGACAAGAAUAGCAAAUUGCAUAGUUCACAGCAUUGAAAAGGGGCCAAACAGUACACUAGCACAUCAGCUUAUUAAAGAAUUGCCAACUGAAGCUCAGGAAAAAUGGGAGACGUUCUGCACAAGUUCCUUAAGUGAAACAAACAAGAGGAACACUGUAGAUCUAGUCACAACACGACAUAUCCACUCCUCCAGCGAUGAUGAGAUAGAGUUUAAAGAUCCAGGCUUCUCGCAAGAUUCUUCCAUACAGCAGGCCUUUUCUGAUUAUCAGAUGCAACAAAUGACGUCCAAUUUUAUUGACCAGUUUGGCUUCAACGAUGAGAAGUUUGCUGACCAAGAUGACCUUGGGAAUGUCUCAUUUGAUCGUGUCUCAGACAUUAACUUCACUCUCAACGCAAAUGAAAGCGCCAACAUCGCUUUGUUUGAAGCUUGCUGCAAGGAGAGGAUACAGCAGUUUGAUGAUGGUGGAUCAGAUGAGGAAGAUAUUUGGGAAGAAAAAAAUCUUGCAUUCACACAAGAUACUCAAAGAAGAUCCAGCUCAGGAAGCACAGACAGUGAAGAGAGUACAGAUUCUGAGGAAGAGGACUCUGUUAAACAGGGAUUAUUUGAAUCAAGCACAGUCAACCAAGAAGAUAAAAUGGACGUGGAUGCUAAUGAAGCAAGCAAUUGGCCAGCAACCUUUGAUAUCCCAAUGGAAACUGCACAUGUAGCCAAUUUAGAUUCAGUGGGAUCAGAUGUGUGGAGCACAGAAGAGCCAUUGUCUACAAAAGAAACGGGCUGGGCCUCAUUUUCUGAAUUCACAUCCUCGGUUAGUGCAAAGGAAACGGCAAGAAGUAAUUCUCCAGUUGAAAUGGAAACCAGUACAGAGCCAAUGGAUCCACUGAGUGUCAAUACCUCUGCACAAACUGAAAUUACUGUUGCAAUGGAUGCCAGCUCUGAUGGAGAAGAGGAAGUGGAAAACGCUGAUCAGAUGACAGAAACUGUGAUGAAUGGAAGCAUGAAGGAAACCCUCAGCCUUACCGUAGAUGCAAAAACAGAGACUGCAGUUUUUAAAAGAGUGUUGAAAUCCUAUUGUGAGGAAGGGAAACUGUCUACCUCUAAUGACCCAGCCUGUAAAUAUGUUGUGGAGAGCUUUGAUUCCUCUAUGGAAAACCCUCCAGUUUCUCAGCCAAACAGUAGCAACCAAGAACAGAAGACACCAGAGCAAAUUCUUCUAGACGGAGCUCCUGCAAAUGGCCCAGUAUGAUGUGCAAUGCCUAUUGUUGGUGGAAGAUUGCAGACUGAUAUCCGUUGGGAUUCUAAGUGGUGUUACUUGAGGAUAUUGGCAAAGGCCUGCCGGCGCCAGUCACUGCUGCACUAACUUUGCAAGGGAUCAGGACCAGCAACAUUUUAUUUUAUUUUUUUCUUAGGUUUUAAGGUGUUGUACAGACUUGAAAGUGUAAAAAAAAUAUUGCACAUUGCAAAACAAGACUUUUGUGUAUGUUUAUAUUGUAUUGUAUUCUAAACAAAACCGGUGCCCUAUGACUUAAGAACUCACCACUUCAGUAAUAGUGAUACUAUGGUUAAAAUGGUUGUAAAAAUAGUUUUUAUAAAGUGUAUACAAAAAAAAAACUAAUGUAUUUGAAAGCAUAACUAUUUGACAAUUAGUGUGACCAAAGUAUUUACCAGUUCAUGCAUUUAACUUUAUUUUUUGUUCCACAUUGUACAAUAGUCGGUUUUCUCUCAAAAAUAUUCUUUGAUAGAACUCUUCCUGUAAAUGUAAUAAUUGUAUUUAGGUUACCAAAAGCGAUCCAAAUAUGGGUAUUUUUUUUUGUUCCAGUGUUUCAAAUUUUGCAGCAAAUCUUAUCUGGUUAUCCAUUGCUGUAAUUUUUAAUUUUUUUUCUUUUUUAUUGAACUCAAAUGUUUAUUGGUAGAUUUAAGUAUUUAUUACUACAGUUGACAGAUUGUUAUUGUAAAGCCAUAUGUUCUGUCUUGGUUUGCGCAAGUCACAGGUGUAAAGUUUCAGUACCGCGAAAUCUGCUCACCUGACAAUUAUUCAUUUUGGGAGGUUUUUUUUUUUAAUACAUGUUUUUAGUUUUUAAUUUUAUGCUGCUCCCAUAUGACAGCAGGGAAAGCAUUUUAUCAUACAUUUUUAAUAUCCAGAUCAAACUUAAAUUUGCAUGUCAGGUGUUUUCUGUGCCGAUCUGUGAAUUAUUUUUAUAUUCAAGUUAAAAACCAGUUAUUUUUAUUUUAUUUUUUUUGUCCAAAACUGGUUGUACAUAAGUAGUGAUUACAAAAAAAAGCUAAUUCUAUGUAAUUUAUAAUGUUUCUAUAUUCCUCCAGUUCGCCUUCUUGAAGCAGGAAAAGCAAUGUUCUGUUCCCAGUCUGACACAAGCGUUGCCCACCUCUUGCACAUCUUUUUUUGUAGAUGUAAAUCUAAUUUUCUGAAUAGAUUCUUAUUGGUUGUGAGACCUCUCCUAGACAGGUAUUUUGAGAGAAAGAGACUCUACACAGAGGCCAACAAGUUUUAGGCGUAGUCUCCCAUGCAACGUGCCUAAGCAUUACAUUGCAUAUUACAAUAAAAAGAAAAAUAUGCUUUUUUUUUU